Molecule: messenger RNA, 1223 nt
Organism: Drosophila mauritiana
Lineage: Eukaryota; Metazoa; Arthropoda; Insecta; Diptera; Drosophilidae
Exons: 4
Coding region: 58-1128 (356 amino acids)
Source: RefSeq, a predicted model, not a curated record
GACUCGCAGUCAACAGAUACACACGGUGAUUGCUUGGUAAACAGUAAGCACUCGGCUAUGAAAUCGCUCGCCGGCGAUAAAUUUGCUCUGUCCGAUGGGAUCGGGCCACCGCCUUGUUCUCCCAAACAGCGAAAAGCAAGUGCCGUGAGUAGGGACAAGGCUACGAAUAACCAUCAUGUGGUGCCGCUGGGCAUCCUCGUCGUGCUCUGCACUGUGUAUCUCAUGGUAGCCGGGAUGCAGAGCAACUACAGGCACUAUUUUAAGCCGGGCGUUGCUGCCUUCGACCUGCACCAUGCCCAGCCGGAAGCCAUGGCCGAGCCCGAGUUGGAUGCCGCCGCUCCAGAUGCAUCUUGCCGGAAGAUGGACGUUUUCGCGAAGGAAUCCAAUCGGAAUCAGGCAGUUUCAAGAAGAUCCCAAGGCAGGCCCACGAAGAGAACCAAAAACGGAACUGGAAGUGGAGUUAGCAAGCAACCUCGCUUGAUGAAGUCCUCGGAGGGGCACAAGAAGAAGGAAGCCGGCAAGAAGAGUAACACCGCGGAGCCCAUUAUUUACCUGUUCGCCCUGGUGUUUGUCUAUCUGCUGCUGAAGGCCGCCUCGGACAUCAACCAGCACUACAAGUCGCAGAACAAAGGGGACAAACGACUGCGCCGCUGCUCGCUGCAAUCCUAUGCCCAGAUCCACAAGCAGGAUCGCCGCUCAUCAAAAGUGGAGGAGUCCCCCAUCUUCCGGCGCAGGCAUAUUAUCAGCGAGGAGCGUUCCGUGUCGGUGGAUCGCUUCAAGUACACGCUGAACGAUGAGGGAGGCUUCACGAAGUCCGUUCCGCGGGCUCAGGAGUAUCACUACAGGGUGGUAUCUCCUUUGGCCAGCCGGCCCAGUCAGCAGCAUCCGCUUAGGCAGGGAUCCGGAGAAGCCCGUUUCGAGCCCCGCCUAAACCGUCGCUCCUCGGUUCCGAUCAGCAUUAACUAUCAAACGGUGCACGUAUCGAGUCCACAUCCACCGGAAAUGGCCAGGCGCGGCUCGGUGAUAAGCCUCACUGGGCCACCACCAGAGGUCAGUGGCAUGACCAGUGGUAUGCCAAGUGGAGCCGCUGAUCCGAAGCGGCGCGUCCGCAUGAUAAAUCGCCAUUGAAGUCCAGAAGUCCAGAUGAGAUCAGGACACAGCCCAUCGAAAGUGCAAAGAGACUACAGUACUUGAACAAACCAUUCAGAAACAGAAACCGCACA